ACUAGUGAAACGUAAAUAAACAAAAACCUGAACCAAACAGAGAUUUACCUCUACAUUUAUGUUUCUAUUAAUUUAGUUAAGGAGAAUACUGCGUUUUUUUAAUUUAUUUAACCAAAGAAACUAACAUGAAUAUUUAAAAUGGAGAAAAGUAUAAUACCAAAGUUGGCAUUUGCGAUUUUAAAAGAAUCUGAGCAGUUAUACAAAAUUAAAGGAUGUUUUGAAAGUGAUAUUUUAGAAAGUCUGUAUUCAAAUUUUCAUGAUACCUUUCUUGAAGCAUCAGAAUUGUUAGAAAAGUACAAGGUUCAUCAGUAUAGUACUCCAGAUAAACUAAGAACAAUGUACAAGGUUGCCACGUAUAACGAACUACAUACAGUUUUCGAAAAUAUCAAUUAUUGUACCUGUGAUGGUUUUACAAAACAUGUAUUAGAUUUAAAGGAUCGACUUACUUGCAAGCACGUGUUGGCUGUGAGCAUAGCUAGAAGUACAGGGAAAAUUGUUGAAGAAAUAAUAAAUCCGGCAACAUACGAGGAAGUUCUAAAUACACAGCUAGAAUUUUUUGAUGAUUAGUGGUACCGUAUGAUCGAAUAAAAAACGGCGUCAACGAUGGCUGUU
Messenger RNA from Sitophilus oryzae (rice weevil), 612 nucleotides. RefSeq names its product zinc finger SWIM domain-containing protein 7-like. The coding region runs from base 139 to 567 and encodes 142 amino acids. Gene Ontology annotation, cellular component: Shu complex. Gene Ontology annotation, biological process: double-strand break repair via homologous recombination. The record is from RefSeq and is a predicted model, not a curated record. NCBI's taxonomy places the organism in Eukaryota, Metazoa, Arthropoda, Insecta, Coleoptera, Curculionidae. Gene Ontology annotation, molecular function: zinc ion binding. The transcript has 2 exons.